AUGAACCAUUUUUCAAAGGAUGCUUUUUCUCUUGAUGUUAAACCAAUCGACUGUCCCGAUAAUUAUACAUUAAAGCAGUUAUUUUUACUUUCUAGACAUGGAUCGAGAUUACCAAAUCUAGAUCAGAUCGCAGGUUUUGAUAAAAUUGAUAAAGCAUUUGCAAAUGUUUCUGUAUCGAAAGAUUGGCCUAAAAAUCCUUUCCCACCAGAAAAAAAUUUUCGAUUGACUACCAGAGGUAAACUCGAACCUUAUUACAAUGGUUUACAAUCUCUCAGAAGAUACGAAAAAUUUUGGAAAACUGUCGAAUAUGAUGCUGACGUCGUAAAGUUUCAGACCGCUAAUGCUUUUUGGAUCGGUCAAUCGACAAUGUCUUUUGCAGAAGGAUUAUUGGAUGGAACUGGCCCUAUAGGCACCUGUAAAAAUGAGCCAGUAUUUAUGUGUCAUGAUUAUUUGUUAGAAAUGUGGAGUGCUUGUCCACGUUGGAAUCAGACAGUUGGAAGUAACUUUGCUCUUUAUACAGAGCAAACUUAUUCUUAUGGUAAUAAGACUUUGGCGCCAAUAGCUGAAAGAUUGACCAAAAAAUACAAUAUCAAUCCACCUCUUGAUCCGAAAUUAGUACCAUAUUUAUAUUAUUAUUGUGAUUUCUAUGUCCUUCAAUUUAAUCGAACCGACACUUGGUGUGGAUUACUAAGUGAUGAUGAUCUUAUAUUUGGUCGAUAUUAUUGGAAUAUGAGAAGUUAUUAUCAAUAUUCAUAUGGGAAUCCUCUUAAUGAGCAAUUGGGUUGUGCUUUCGUUACACAAUUUGUAAAUAGCGUUGAGGAUUACUUGAAUGGGAAAUCUCGGAUGGUAGCUGAUCUGAAAUUUGCUCAUGGAUUUACUGAUUAUGUUGUGCUUACUACGUUGGGUGUAUUUAAAAACGAAUAUCCACUUACAGCAGACUUAACUCUUGAACAAAUGAAAAGCUUAAAAUAUAUAGAACAAAAAGCUUUUUAUUGGUCUUCAACUAUAUAUUUUGAAAUUUAUACUUCUCCAGGAAAAGAUGCAUUAUUGAGACUUGUAGUUAAUUUUGAUCCUUAUAUAAUUCCGGGUUGUGAUGAAUAUUGUGAAUGGAGCAAAUUUAAGAAUAUUUUGGGUAGUAAGAUUAAUUGCGAUUUUGAAAAGUUGUGUGCUUAUCCUUAA
This is a messenger RNA of Cetraspora pellucida, 1179 nucleotides long. Lineage: Eukaryota; Fungi; Glomeromycota; Glomeromycetes; Diversisporales; Gigasporaceae. The record is from the annotation of a GenBank genome assembly.